UUGUUUUUUAUUAUUACAGGUCAAGUCGAACCUGGCUGUUUUCAUGAAUGACCUCCAAUCGUCAUGGCUGUGGAUAAUAGUUACCACGUGUUGGCGGCAUUCUUGGCUAACCAGUAGUGCUUCUAUGUUAAGUUUACAUGAAUUGACAUUUUGGAUAUUUUCUAUUAUGGACUAGAUGACCAAUCAUCUGAGCAUCUGUUCCCAGGGCUAAAAUGUUUUGCUUGUUUUUAGGCAUUUUCUGUAAGGCAGGGAUUGAUGCCUGACUCCUACAUUUAUAAGAGGCCAUGGUCAAUUAUCGCCAAUAAACUUACAGAAGAUAAUUUUUGUAUCAUCAUUUCAUUGGGGUGAUUCCUCUCCGUUAUUUUAAGGAUUUAUGUAAAUGUAAGCAACCAAAAUGUACACAAAAAUGAAGUGUUUCUUUUAAUAGCAUGCAAAUUUGCAGAAUCUAUGGCGUUUGGUUUCGGGUUUAAAAAAAGAACAAUCUCACCAAUGUUCCUUGUCCUGUGUAAAAGGCAGAAACCAGAAACGAAACAAGAAAUAGAACACCUUUAAAUUUCCUAAAUUCAGUCAAGCAAUACACAAGGCCGGUGUGAUUCUUUUUUUAGCAUGCAUUUGAGGGGGUAAAAACAGGGGUUUAGUUUUCUGACUUUAAAGUAUAACAAACUCAGCAUUUUUGUAUCAGAUUAUAAUUAAUCCUAUAUUUAACACGUGAUGAUUAAUUAACUUUUAACAAGUCCUAGACCUCUUACAGUUAGCAGACCACACAGCAUUCUACCUCUAACAGGCACCACAUUAUAAACCAACUUAUCUCUAACAGGUACCACAUUAUAAACUGCCUUACCUCUAACAAGUACCCCUACCUAAUAGGUACAAACGUUUACCAUACCCUUCCCCUAACAGUUAUCAGAUUAUAAAAAAAACAACACUUUUUUAUCUAUUUCCAUCAACCAACAAGAAGCAGAAGCCAAAACGUAUGGACAAGAUAACGAAACCGGUAUAAGUAACGGUAGGCAUGCCAAUCAACCACAAGUGUCCCCGCCAUUGUGAUUACCACAGAGCCUACUCGGUCUCGAAUUAUGGACAGAUUCAAACUUACAUGAUUGAUGUUGUUAUCCUCAGGUAUUCGAAUUCGAUCGUAAUGAUUUUGAUGUGGUAAAAUCGUAGAUCUUGAGCUGGGGGAAUUCUUCUGGUAUUGUUCGAAUUUCAUCCAUGCUUAUUUCUCCGGCCAGAUUUUUUCGUUUCGUUUGCCAAGAAAUGAAUGACAAUCAGUCGUCCUAGAAUGGAUUUGUCUAAAAAUAUCAGACAAAUUUUCUGGUACAUCAUCAACCUUUAGUUGACUUGACGUGCAUUGUUUUGAACCAGUUGUGGUUCGCUCUCGUUCAGGGAAUAUCAAUUGCAUAUGCAUUGUAAGAUCAGUUGAUACCGUUGGACAAGUAUAUGAAAAUACAGGUACUCUUUAGUGAGAAUGUACAUUUCAAAAGUAUCUGGAUAACAAAGAAAGGACGUAUGUAACAACCUGUCCGCCUCACACAACUACCAACUUACAAACCACCCUAGCUACAUUUUACAGGUACCAGAUUACACAGCACACUGCCUCUUACAGGUACCAUAUCAUAAACUACUCUGCCACCAACAGAUACCAAUUAUACAGUACUCAUCCAUUCACAGGUACCAACUCACACAGCAACCAUCCUGUAACAGAUACCUGUACCAGAGUAUACAGGUCCCAUCCAUUAAAAGGUGUAUAAGUGCAAAGCACCAUUUAUUAAACAGAGACUGAGUACCAAAUUAUACAGCACCUUUAAUAUAACAGGGAUUGACUGUCGAAUUCUGCAGCAGCACCCUUUAUCAAACGGGCAUUGAGAACCAAAUAAUAAACAACCAUAUCUUUAACAGGUACCAAGUUACACAGCGCCCAUCCUGUGACAGGCAUUUAUUGCUAGAUUAUUGAGUACCCAUCAAUUCAGGGACUGAGUGCCAAAUUAUACAGUAGAUAGCAUUAAGAAGAUUUUUUUUUCACAGCACCUUUCUUAUAGGGGCUAAAAACAAAAUUAUAGAGUAUUCAUCAUUUAACAGGUAUCAAUAUGCACAUCAACAUUUUUCUAACGGACACUGACAAUCACAUUAUGCAGCAUCCACCCUUUAAAAGGUACAGCAGUAAAUUACGACUCUUCAAACAGGGACUGAGAACCAAAUUCUGUAGAACUUAUCCUUUAUCACGUACCAAAUCGUGAAGAAUUAAGAACCAGAUGUCGUGGACGUAAUAUACAAUACCUUGUAAAAUGGUUACAUUGGCCUUCAACGUUUAAUUUAUGGGUCAAUGCAGAUAAUGUGAAACCAUAUAAUUGAUUGUACAUCAUAUUACCUUUAUUUUUGUAAAUUUAUGUGAAAAAAUAAAAUGUAGAAAAAAAUGAAUAUCUUUUGCCCGUACAUAUCCGGGGUUUUCUGUGACUCAAAUUACAUUAUCAAUGGGUUGAUUUUUUGAGUUGCUCUUAUCAAUUACGAGACCCGUGUUUACUCAUUCGAUUCAAAUUUGGCUCUACCGUAUAACUCGGAUAACUAAAUUACCUUAUAUCUCCUGAGCGAAUUAUCAAUUGUUUACAAACGAUUGAAAGACUGACGUUACUAAAAACGUGCUGAUGGAUUUUUCAUCCCUUAUUCUUAUCGUUUCCCGCACGUAUGAUUUCAUGGAAAUCCAGUAAAAAUUGGCGUUCCUGGGUCUUUUAAAAACAUUUGUUGGUUCUAUCGUUCAGGAAAACCUGUCAUAUGAUCAGUCAUCGUUUAUUGUGUUGACAACCAUUGAUCAUUUAGUUUUAGAUGGAUUUCCAUCUUUAGUUGUAUAGCGAAUUAUAUGAUUAUCUGAUUUUGACUGCGGAUAGCUUCGUUUACCUGAUCAGGAUAUAUAGGGCUCAUGGCGGAUGUGAUCGGUCGACAGGGGAUGCAUACUUCUCCUAGGUUUAUCUAGGGGUUCAUGUUUGCCCAACUAUCUAUUUUGUAUUGUUUUAGGAGUUAUGAGAUUGAUCACAGUUCGUUAUCUUCACCUUUCAUUUGAACUAUUGAUCACCACGGCAAAUGUUAACUUCUGUCAUGUGAGCUCCUUCGAUCAAUAGAACGGUUUCAUAUGACUCCUUUUAAUCAAUCAAUUGUGUCCUAUGAUCCCUUUGAUAUUCGGUCAUUAAGUAGGUCAAAGUUGUCCUAUGAUCCUCUAUUUUGUUCCCGAGAACAACAGGUAGAACAAUAUGUGUUUUGUUUAUCCAUGCGCCUCAUAAGUAUGGUGCCCGUCGAAUUGUGACGUUAUUUCCGACGCCUUCCGUUUAGGGAGGCGAUAUGGGGAGGCGCUGUAGUAAAGUAUCUGGCCCAGAACACUCUUGUUUUCACACUACUCUUACCAUUAAGAAACACUGAAUACCGAAUUCCUCAGAGGGACUGAACACCAAAUGCUACAACUCUCAUCUAUUAACAGAUACCAAAUUUCACACCAUGGAUUGUUGCUCUGCAAUUUGGUACCUCCUAAAGGAUGGGAGCUAUAUGAUUCGAUACACAGUCCCUGUUAGAAGAAGGGGUGUAUUAUUUGGUGCUCAGUCCCUGUUUGAAAAAUGGUUCUGUGUAUACACUGGUACUGAGUACCAGAUUACGCAGGGCCCGUCCAUUAAAAGUGUAAAAUAACAUAACACCCUUCUUCGAACAGGGACGUAGUUCCAAAUUACACAGCAUCUUUCCUCCAAAUUAUACUGCACUUAACCUUAUGAUGGAUAACUUAAGGACUAAGAGGUAUCAUUUAUGAAAAAAACAAAACAAAAUUCUACCUCUAAGAGGUACCAGAUCACACGAUCUCACAACACCUUAUAUCUAACAGGUAGCAUAUUACACAGCAGAUUAUGAACUCCCCUUUCACAAGUUUUCCCUCAAGCACCAUUUUAAAAAGUCCCAUUCUCCAUUCCCCAACCAAAAAGAAGCAGAAGCCAAAAUGUAUGCGCAAGAUAACGACAUCGGUAUAAGUAACGGUAGGCAUGCCAAAGGAACCACAAGUGCCCCCGCCAUUGUGAUUACCACAGAUGCUACUCGGUCUCGAAGUAGGGACAGAGACGUUCACAUAUUUAUACUGUGGUGCUACCAAACCGUUACCAUACACAAUGCCGUAUUAUAGCUGCGUACGAGGCGACUUUCCCAUAACGUCUUAAAGUCGCAGCCCACCAAGACAUCAUGAGUCGAACAUAACGUUAACCUAGUUUCGCCUCGUGGUCUUUAAUUUCUGAACAAAUGCGCUUCUUACUGGUUGGAUGAAAGAAGAAAAUAUAGAUAUGUUGAAAGGACACGUUAAUCGUGCAAUAUAUAUUAUAUGUAGUGUGAUGAACAUAAAGUUCCAAAACAUAAUUAAGGACCACAAUAGGAAACUUACGUCCAAAUGGAAAAGAAAAUAUCCAAGAAUUUGGACAAUUACUACUUCUCUAUACGACCAAAUGAUUGUGUUAUGUUGUACAUAUAAUAUAUCCUACAUGAGUGUCGCACAUUAUCUGUGUACCACAAUAUCAAAAGCACCUAAUGGUGUGAAGUUGGUAUUGGAUGCCGAUGUGAUCUGAGUUUCUUCCGGAGGCAUAAAAUAAAACGCAUGAGAACAGAUAGAAGGACUGGUAACACCGAUAAUAACGGGGACAUGCUACAUAAAAGCUUCCUGUCCUCAGCUAGUAGCAUCGCCGUAUAUCGGUAACACCCCGUUGACAUGCAUUUAUAUUGGUACCAUGCACAUUUUCCCAUAACAGUGCGCAGCUAGGUUAAGGACUUCCAUAGUAAAAUGCACAAUAAUCAUGGGGGUGAAAUUGCACAUUAAAUUCACAGGUAGCAUUACACUUGUUACGGUCAAACACCGAAACGAUACUACCCAUAUGUUGACUUUGACUGUGCUACCGUAAAUCCCCCUCAUGGUAAUUUCCCGUGACGUCAGUUGAAGAUCACGUAACACUUUAUUUUUGGAAAACAGCGAGAGGCCCUACUUGUUAACAUAAGUUCAGGUUCAUGCGGGUAACCUGAUGAGUUUUUAUCGAUAUAAUCAGAAAAAAAUAAGAAUUCUUAACCUGAAAAGUGUUGGGAGGAAAUGCAUACUCAAACUAUACAUGCUAUAAUUUAACAACAUAUCAACAGUCAUCAGCGAAUUACUGGGGUUGUCCACAUUCUUAUACAUAUCAUACCGUUAAGAUACAAGACAAAAAUUGGUCUCCGCACUUUUCAAAUUCAUAUUGUUUCUUUUUUAGUUGAUGAAUCUGACCUUUGCCACUGUUUCUGUAGUAUGAGAUUAUUUAUGUACAUGAGGGAAUUUUUAAACGCAUCAGUCAUUCAGAUUAGGGGCGAUUUCAAGGCCACAAUAUAAUAUGAAUAUGACCUUCGUGCAUACUAUAUAUAAAAAAGGGAGAAUGAUUUGAUAUCACAAAGGAAUGAUAUAAAUAAUCAUUUGACAAGAUAUGUUUUCACGUAUACAGCUUAUCACUUGAUAAUAGCAGUAAAUAGCAACAGAAUAUUAUGACACUUUCCCCGCGAUACAACUAUCGAAAAUGUACUCUGUGACGUACUUUUUGAUUGUGACGUCAUCUGGUGCGAAGUGCACAGAGGUACAUUUAUAAAAGCAUUGUGAUUUUUCUCGGAUAGCCUUAACUGAGCUGCGUGUUGCAGUCUAUCGCAGUGGUCUGAACAGGGAUUACAUAUUGUGGACGUAAAGAGCUAAAGAUAAUCGAAGGCAGUCUGUUAUGGGGACGAGAUCCUAUCUCCUAUAGUGUAGCCGUUUAUUGUGAGGUUUGGAAAUCACCAUACGUUUCAGCAGGACAACGCUCGAUGUCAUGUGUCGCGCGUUUGUAUGGAUUAUCUUGAACAGAAUAAUAUUGACGUUCUUCUGCGGUGGCCGAGAGGUUAGAGUGUUCGUCCUCAUUCGGAAGGUCAGGGUUCGAAUCCCGGCCGAGACAGACCCACAUCGUUAAAACAUUAGUGACAGUUCCAUCGCCAAACGCUCGGCAUCAGGUGUGAAUGUCACGGGUCCUCGGAGAUGACCUUAACAAGAGAUACUGUGAGGAAUUAUCACUAAGAAUACCCCCCGCUUACCCCAAUCUCCCAAAGGGUGUUGUAAAUAGGUAUAAAUUACCUCUUUCCUGAGUGUAAAAAUAUGGCAUGCCUUUGUAGUAGAAAAUGGAAGAUAUAGUCCAAACACAAAUCCAUGGCAUAUACCUAUAAUUUUGACCUUGAUAUCAAAGGUCAAGGUCAUAGAGGUCAUGAAUGUACAUGACACAGUUUCAUGGUGAUACACCCAUGUCGUAUGGUAUGACUAUGUCAAAAACCUUUAAUCAAAUUUGACCUUGAGGUCAAAGUUCAAGGUCAUAUAGAGGUCAUGAAGGUACCUGACACAUCGUCUCAUGGUGAUACUCAUUUGUCAAAUAUGGUAUGCCUAUGUCAAAGAACGAAGAAGUUAUGGUCUGGACACGGAUCCAUUGUAGAAAACCUUUAAUUUCGAUCUUGAGGUCAAGGGUCAGGGUCAUAUAGAUGUCAUGAAGGUACUCGACACAUCGUCUCAUGGUGAUCCACCUGUGUGCCAAAUAUGGUAUGACUAAGUCAAAGAACAAAGAAGUUAUGGACCGGACACAAAUUUGCACAGACAGACAGACUGACGGACGGACAGACAGAGUGAUUCCUAUAUACCUCCCUGAACUUCGUUCGGGGGGGGGGAUAUUUAAACGGAUGACCCGUGUCACAGUAGGUGUGGCACGCUAAAGAACCCCCACUGUUCAAUGGCCGUAAGCGUCGAGCAUAGGCUUAAAUUUGAAACCCUUCACCGGUCUUGGUGACGUCUCCAUAUGAGUUAAAAAUUCUCGAGUGAGACGUUAAACAAGAAACAAUCAAUCAAUCAAUCAAUCUUCCAUGGCCAGUGGUAUCUCAAAUUCGACUGGUACAUCUACGUAAUCGGUUUCUGCCUGCCACUGUUACAACAAACCAGAAGACUGGUAGGUACAACAACAGCAUUUUUGCCCAAACGGUACAUAAUUGGCUGAUGGAGGUAAGGUUACGCUCAAGACGCUCAGUAGUUGGAUCGUUGCUUACACGACGUCAUCGUACAGCAUUCUUACGCUGGGCAAAUGAACGUAUAUCUUGGAACCGUAGUCGGUGGCAAAAUGUGCUGUUUAUUGAUGAAUAUCGGUUUCUUCUUCGUCGUAGUGAUGGAAGGAUGAGAGUCCAUCUACGGCAAAACGAGCGAUACCCUGGACGCUUGCGUGCAUGGAAGCAAAUGAUUUGGUGGUGGCAGAGUAGUGGUCUGAGCAGGUAUUACAUAUUGUGGACGCAAAGAGCUAAAGAUAAUCGAAGGCAGUCUGUUAUGGGGACGAGAUCCAUCUCCUAUAGUGCAGCCGUUUAUUGUGGGGUUUGGAAAUCACCAUACGUUUCAGAAGGACAACGCUCGAUGUCAUGUGUCGCGCGUUUGUAUGGAUUAUCUUGAACAGAAUAAUAUUGACGUUCUUCUGCGGUGGCCGAGAGGUUAGAGUGUUCGUCCUCAUUCGGAAGGUCAGGGUUCGAAUCCCGGCCGAAACAGACCCACGUCGUUAAAACAGGUAGUGACAGGUCCAUCGCCAAACACUCGGCAUCAGGUGUGAAUGUCACGGGUCCUCGGAGAUGACCUUAAAAACGGAUGACCCGUGUCAUAGUAGGUGUGGCACGCUAAAGAACCCCCACUGUUCAAUGGACGUAAGCGCCGAGAUUAGGCAUAAAUUUGAAGCCCUUUACCGGUCUUGGUGACGUAUCCAAAUGAUUUAAAAAUUCUCGAGUGAGACGUUAAACAAGAUGCAAUCAAUCAAUCAAUCUUCCAUGGCCAGUGGUAUCUCAAAUUCGACUGGUACAUCUACGUAAUCGGUUUCUGCCUGCCACUAUUACAACAAACCAGAAGACUGGUAGGUACAACAACAGCAUUUUUGCCCAAACGGUACAUAAUUGGCUGAGGGAGGUAAGGUUACGCUCAAGACACUCAGUAGUUGGAUCUUUGCUUACACGACGUCAUCGUACAGCAUUCUUACGCUGGGCAAAUGAACGUAUAUCUUGGAACCGUAGUCGAUGGCAAAAUGUGCUGUUUAUUGAUGAAUAUCGGUUUCUUCUUCAUCGUAGUGAUGGAAGGAUGAGAGUCCAUCUACGGCAAAACGAGCGAUACCCUGGACGCUUGUCCGCAUGGAAGCAAUUGGUUUGGUAAUGGCAGCGUAGUGGUCUGAGCAGGUAUUACAUAUUGUGGACGCAAAGAGCUAAAGAAAAUCGAAGGCAGUCUGUUAUGGGGACGAGAUCCAUCUCCUAUAGUGCAGCCGUUUAUUGUGAGGUUUGGAAAUCACCAUACGUUUCAGAAGGACAACGCUCGAUGUCAUGUGUCACGCAUUUGUAUGGAUUAUCUUGAACAGAAUACCAUUGACGUUCUUCCUUGGCCAGCGUUAUCUCCAGACUUACCCCAAUUGAACAUCUCUGGGAUGAGCUUGACAGACGGGUGCGCAGACGCCCGAAUCCACCGGAAACGACGGAACAGUUGUCAGGUGCAUUGCUAAGCGUGGAACAACAUCCCACAGGCUGAAGUGCAAGGCCUAACUGCGCAGAUUGAGAGUUUUAAUAGACAUAAAAGGCAGCCAUACUUGUUGUUAGUCUUUCUUUUUGAAUUCUGAGGCAUCCACUUUCAUGUAACCACUACGUUUCAUAGAAGUCAAAUUCAUAAAUAUGUUUUUGUUGUUUUUGAUUCACCUUUUUCUUGAUAAAAAAUUGUUUUAUUCAUUUAUAUUUCAUAUAAGGAAUUAUGUUUGAAUUAUAAAUUGCCUGUAUCGUUUAUUUCUUCGUUGUUUGCCUAGUAUAUUUAUAGACCAUGAAAAUUUUCAAGGAGGCCAUGGAAAUUUUCAAAUUAUAAAUUGCCUGUAUCGUUUCUUUCUUCUUUUUUUUUGACCUAGUUUAUUUAUAGACCAUGAAAAUUUUCAAGGGGGCCAAUAUAUAAUGCUGAUUGACAGUGUUAGCGUUACUGAACUAGCAAAGGUAAGCCUCUUACUUCAUACGUCCUUACGUUGAAUAUAUUUUUACUUCAGAUUUAUAUACAUAAUUUUCUCAGGCAAAAUGCAGCUCGUUUACUGAUUUUUAUGUUUCUUUUCCUUUUUUAUUUUGUCCUUUUUAUACCGAAUUUGUGUACGCGAUUUCUUCAAAACGCCGCUACAGAUUUUCAUGAAACUAUCAGAAAGGAUACAUUAUAAAAUGAACUACAUGUAGAUUCAUUUUUCUUAAAUCGAAAUUCACUUCCGGUCGUGCGUUACGUCCGAUUUACCGUGUUUAAAAUGACAUUUUGUCCAGGCAUUUUUGUGCCGUAAAAUUAACCGUCUGAAACGAAACUUGCAUGGUUUAAUUACAUCUCUUUUAUAGUUUCAGAAAAUGUGAUACUUAUUGGAAGUAAAAACAGAAACUUCCAGCUUAUUGAGAAAAAACGUUCAAAAAUUGGUAUUUCUUUGUCCCCACACAAUGCACACAUCAAUCAAGUGUUUGAUAUGAUUUUCACAUGUAAUACUGACAUUCUCAAUACCUAAAGUAACGUCCAAUACUUUUUUUCAAAACUCACUUCCGUUUGUGAGACAUGUCCAAUUUCCGUUUAAAAAACAGAUUUUGUCGAGGCGUUUUCUUAUCAACAGUUAAAGAUUUAAUCUUGAAAAGAUCAGGGAUGAUAGAUCUCGCCUUGCAUAUGUGACAUACGCAUGUCAGUUUUUCCACCGUGACUUCCGUUCGUCACCGGAAGUGAAGAAAGAAAACGUCAAAUUAAAAAAUUAUGGGCUUGAAACGAAAUUGGCAUGGUAAAAUAAGAUCUCUUCUGUAGUUUCAGAAAAUUUGAUACUUACCGGAAGUUAAAACAGUAACUUCCGGUUUAUUGAGAAAAAAAUCGAAAAAUUGCUCUUUCUUUGUCGUCAUAUAUCUCGUUUAUAAAUCAAGUGUUUGAUAUGUUUUCACUUAUCCAACUCUAGAGUUUCAUUCAUAACGUUUAAGUCUUGAAACUUUCAGGAAUGUUAGAUGAUGACUUGUAGAAGUGACAUAGGAGUUUCAAUUCCAUCGUCCGCCGGAAGUAGCUUGAAAAUGGUUAACACAAAGUUCACAAAAGCCAAGCCUGGCCAUCGAUGUAGUCUAUGUGGAAAAAGAUUUCCAACGGAGGAUAAGUGGAGCCAUCACACUAUCCAGUGCGCGAGAGAACUGAGGGAAGAACUGGCAUUUGAAUGUCAAGAGUGUGACUACGCAACCAAAAGAGAGAGGGAUCUGAAGAGGCACGCAGAAUCCCAGCACAGAACAGACAAUCUCCAAAAAGAGAAGACAGGCAGAAAUGAAUUGGACGACCUGGGGAAAGAUCCUGGUGAUCUGCACCAUUUGAUUGGACUGAAAAACACAUCACAGAAGCCAGCGGCGGCCGGAGAAAAGAAAAGGAGUGCUGAUGAUUCUCCUGUGUUUGCGCCUCCACGAAAAAUCUUCCGUGUUACGCAGGGAGAUGCACCAGACAAGACAAAGAUUCAGUCAAAGUCAGCAGAGGGACACCGUAAGAAGUCAACUAGUGCAGAUAAGGAGGAAGCUAAGAACACAAUUAGCACUUCCACGCAGACUCAGGAAUCUGAUGGACAGGUCGUGUCCACGGAAGUGCAAACAGAGACAUCAGAUAGGUGUGACUGUGGAAUUCAAACAUCCCCAGUUAAGAAGCUGGUUCACCACUCAGUCACCAGGACGGUGACCUACAGAGAUAACCAUAAGAAGAUAAAAGAAGUAGAGGUCGAUGCAUGGGACUCUGAGAGUGACUAAGGCUUUGGUCUCCAUUGAAGUGAUUAUUUAGGAAGCAAAAUAGCUUGUUUUAAAGAUCAUUUUUUUUGUACAUGUGAA
Ostrea edulis (European flat oyster) is the source of this 10884-nucleotide messenger RNA. RefSeq lists its product as uncharacterized. The transcript has 2 exons. Lineage: Eukaryota; Metazoa; Mollusca; Bivalvia; Ostreida; Ostreidae. The record is from RefSeq and is a predicted model, not a curated record. The coding region runs from base 10036 to 10806 and encodes 256 amino acids.